AUGGUCCCACUGAAGUCCUACUACGCCCUCCCCUCCCCAGCCUUUUCCAGAAACCAUACUGGGCUCAGAUCAGAGCUCCGAAGCGGUCAAAGUGAGCUGAGCAGGACAGGCCCAGCCUUUCUCCACUGCCACGUCCCUCAUGCACAUCACUCAUCUCCUGCUGCAGGCCAAGGCCAAAAUUGGGCUAGUCCUGGCCAGGGAAAUCAGAAGCUCUUCUUGGGUGAGAUUGAGCCUCCUGUUGCUCCCUGGAGUUCCGGAGGCUGGGCUGCAGCCCACUCAGCUUGCGGGCAAAAUACGUGCUCUCCUCUCUCCUUGUCAGCUGAGCAAACCCAGGGAAUAGCCCUCCUCUCCCCAGGAAACUUCUCUGAAAUCUUAGACUUAGCCAGUCUUAGGCCUACGAUGCCACACAAAGGUUGUUCAGGGAGAAGGGGGUGCAGGAGGCAGAGGGUGCCCCGCAGGGAGCUGGUGGCUCCAGCCCUACUAGAGCUCCUAAAGAUCACACAGCAGCUGCUCCUGACAGGGAUGCUCAUGCCCAGAAAGCAAGCCCAGGAGAGGAAGGCAGAGUGCGACAGAGCAGAGCCAGGGCCAGGCGCACCAGGAGAGGCGUUUCUGGGGCUCCAGGGAAGUGCCACGGGAGGCAGAAGUCCAGAACUGCCCAUAUAGAUGCCCUUCUACGUCCUGGAGCCCAAAUCAGUCAUGUGGGUGGGAAGUUCCCAGGGCAGUGGCCACAUCGUGAGAAUUAGCAGGAAAGGCAGGGCCUUUCUCGUCAUAGCUAUUUCUGAGGAUGAAAUGGGAGACAUAUGCCCAGCACCUGAUGUAAGUUUAUAUAAUGUAAUAUUAUGUACCUACCACUAAGAAAUACAUGAACCGUGCCAUGAGGACAGUAAGUGUUCAUAAAGCAACAUGAAGCAAGAAACAGUGCAGGGUGCCCAGUGCACACACUAGAGAGAAAUUGUGAACAUUAAGGACAAGGAGAAUUGGUGUCUUUCUAAAACAUACUUAUUUAAAAACACAUACCCACUUACUAAUGUGGAAUUACACAGUUUGUAACAAGAAAACAGUCUCUCCCAUUCUCUAGUACUGCUCCCCUACCCAGCAGUCAUUUCCAGUUCAUUCAGCUAUUUUUAAAAUGUGCUUAUAUGACUCUUGCUUGAUAUAUCAAUCUUAGACAUUACCUGUUGACUCCCUGUUGUCAUACAUGAGGCUUUAGCUCUCUUUUGUCAACAACCCUCCCCCAUCCCUAGUUAUUAGGUUAAAAAAUACUCAGAUUACUAUUUCUAUUACUAUGUGAAAGUUAUUAACUGCGGAGCCAAGAGUUGGACUAUAAUUAAAUUACCUUCCUUGUA
Molecule: messenger RNA, 1346 nt
Organism: Pan troglodytes (chimpanzee)
Lineage: Eukaryota; Metazoa; Chordata; Mammalia; Primates; Hominidae
Exons: 1
Coding region: 1-663 (220 amino acids)
Source: RefSeq, a predicted model, not a curated record